Messenger RNA from Suncus etruscus (white-toothed pygmy shrew), 1669 nucleotides. It is a transcript of the gene KATNAL2, whose product is annotated as katanin catalytic subunit A1 like 2. NCBI's taxonomy places the organism in Eukaryota, Metazoa, Chordata, Mammalia, Eulipotyphla, Soricidae. Gene Ontology annotation, molecular function: ATP hydrolysis activity; protein binding; ATP binding. The transcript is spliced from 16 exons. The record is from RefSeq and is a predicted model, not a curated record. Bases 56 to 1669 code for a protein of 537 amino acids.
CUGGGUCGGAACUGGCUCCUUUCCCCCUGUCCCUCGGACCCUGACACAGAGGACGAUGGAGCUUUCAUACCAGACCCUCAAAGUCACGCACCAGGCGCGGGAAGCGUGCGAGAUGAGGAUGGAAGCACGGAGGAAAAAUCUUCUCAUUCUGAUUUUGCAUUACUUAACACAAGAAGGCUACAUUGAUGCAGCCAAUGCCUUGGAAAAAGAAACAAAACUGGGGUUACGACACUAUGAAGUCUGCGACAAUGUUGAUCUUGAAACAAUUUUGAUGGAAUACGAGAGCUAUUAUUUUGUAAAAUUUCAGAAGUACCCCAAAAUUGUCAAAAAGGCAUCAGAUACAGCAGAUAAUAAUUUACCACCAAGAAGUGGAAGGAAGGCCAGAAGGACCGUGAAUGACAGUUAUCAAAACCUUCCUAAAAUCCACCAUCAGCGACCGAGGUCCAAACCCAUGAUGGGGAAGGCAGGGGACCCCAGACAUCCCUUAAAGGAGCAUCCUAAAGAGGAGUGUGUCAGCAACACAUCAACAGAGAACACACAUUUUGGCUUGUCUGUGUCAGGAAUCCGCAAGGGCACCGCUGAAGACACCGGCAGAGCGCACAGAGGCCGAAUCAUUGACUUCCGGGGGCUGAUCACAGAUGCCAUCAAAGGAACAAGCAGUGAGCUUGAGCUGAACAGCUUCAACUGUAACCCUGACCCCUCGGAGCGGCUUUUGAAACCUCUGAGUGCUUUCAUUGGCAUGAACAGUGAGAUGCGAGAACUGGCAGCCGUGGUGAGCCGGGACAUUUAUCUUCAUAAUCCAAACAUAAAGUGGAAUGACAUUAUUGGACUCAGUGCCGCCAAGCAGUUAGUCAAAGAAGCUGUUGUGUAUCCUAUAAAGUACCCGCAGCUCUUCACGGGGAUUCUCUCCCCUUGGAAAGGACUGCUGCUGUAUGGCCCUCCAGGUACAGGAAAGACACUGCUGGCCAAAGCAGUGGCCACGGAAUGCAAGACCACGUUCUUUAACAUUUCUGCCUCCACCAUUGUCAGCAAGUGGAGAGGGGACUCAGAAAAACUUGUUCGGGUGCUGUUUGAACUCGCCCGCUACCAUGCCCCCUCCACCAUCUUCCUGGACGAGCUGGAGUCGGUGAUGAGUCAGAGGGGCACAGCGCCCGGGGGCGAGCAUGAGGGGAGCCUGCGGAUGAAGACAGAGCUGCUGGUGCAGAUGGAUGGGCUGGCUCGCUCAGAAGACCUGGUGUUUGUCUUAGCAGCCUCGAAUUUGCCGUGGGAGCUGGACUGUGCCAUGCUACGCCGCCUGGAGAAGAGAAUCCUGGUGGACCUGCCCAGCCUGGAGGCCCGGCAGGCCAUGAUCCACCACUGGCUGCCGCCUGUCAGCAACAGUGCCCUGGAGCUGCGCACAGAGCUGGACUACAAACUACUGGCCCGAGAGACUGAGGGCUACUCAGGCUCAGAUAUUAAACUCGUCUGCAAGGAGGCAGCCAUGCGGCCUGUGCGCAAGAUCUUCAAUGCCCUGGAAAACCAACAACCAGAGAGCAGCCAUUUGCUUGGGGUCCGGCUGGAGACCGUCACCACGGCCGACUUUCUGGAUGUGCUAGCCCAUACCAAGCCUUCAGCAAAGAAUCUGACUCAGAAAUACACCGCCUGGCAGAAAGAGUUCGAGUCUGUUUAA